This is a messenger RNA of Abrus precatorius (Indian licorice), 2070 nucleotides long. RefSeq lists its product as uncharacterized. The record is from RefSeq and is a predicted model, not a curated record. The transcript is spliced from 2 exons. Lineage: Eukaryota; Viridiplantae; Streptophyta; Magnoliopsida; Fabales; Fabaceae. The coding region runs from base 92 to 700 and encodes 202 amino acids.
GCCGAACUAGAGAGCCGAACCCGGCUUUAAGGGAGAAAAAAAUUUCUUUUUUUUUAAUUUAUUUUUUGAAGAACUUUCUCUUCAGACAAAAAUGGCGGCAGCUUCUAGAAAAUCAAGAACCCCAAUACUGCGAUCCCUUUCGCCUUCCCCUAGAUUCUGCAAUUCUCACUUUCACUCCCCCUCGUCUUCUUCCUCAGCUUUCGCCUCUUCCACUUCCAGCUUCUCCUCUCGCUCCACUACCUUCUUUAACCGCUCAACCUCUCCCACGCGUGUCAACCUAUGCGGUUCCUCCACAUCCUCCGUGCGGUUCUCGCUGGACCGUUCCGUUUCUCCGAACCGGUCCAUUUCGGUGACUCCUCGAACCGGCGGGUCCAGACAGAGUAACCACCCCCACCACCACCAGCAGAAGCGCACGUGCAUGUGCUCGCCUACCACGCACCCUGGCUCCUUCCGCUGCAGCCUCCACAAGAAGGCCUUCGGUUCCCAUGCCGUUGCGGCGCCGUACUCGCCGAACCGCCUCAACGCUCGCAGAUCGGCGAUGACGAACUCGCUCGUGAGAAUUCGCGGCGUGGAAGGAGAUCUCGUGAAGAGAGCUCUCGCCGCUUUGAUUCGCCCUUCGUCGCAUCAGCAGAAAAGGAGAGGGGACUUUCACCCGAGGCCUAGCAGGCUCUCCGUCAUGUCUAAGGCAGAGGACUCGUGAACUGCGCUUUGGUUACCUUCAUCGUUUCACUCUUCCGAUCAGUUUCCGACCACCGUGGAGGUGGCGAAAGCGGCGGCGCCAGAUCCCGGCGAAGGAAUAUUUUUGGUGGCAAGUGGGGAGCGGAUAUGGGACAUGACUACAUCAGAGGUGGGACCAUGAGCAUUGAGCAGAACGGUUUUGGGUCAAAUAACAGGAUAAGGCUUUGUUUGGAGUGGAACACAAUAUUUAUCAUCAUGCAAUGACUCACCAUAAUUGCUUAUCGAAUCAGUAGCUAUGAAUUAUGAUGAUAGAUACCUCAAAGCUGUAUCCCAUUCCUACGCCAGAAACUGGAUGGAUGAAGUGAUGAUUACCGUGGUGCAGUUAAUAAAUAGAAUUGUGGAAUAAGACAUCUGGCAUGUGAAUGGAGAUAGAAAAUGACUUAACCUCCUCAUCAGAAGAAAAUCAUAGCGUGGUCAACAAAAGUUAAAUUUUGAGAAACAUAAUUCAUUCUGCAUCUUGAGAUUAAAAAAUUACUCUGAUACUUAAAAAUGAAAAAUAAAAUCUUUUGAUUCUGUAUUAAAUUUUAUUUAUUAUUGUAUGUAAAUUAACAAAUACUUUGCCAAUUUAAAUAAAGAUAUGAUUUGUUUUUUAUUUAAACAUAAAAAAUUUUAAAAUCUGAAAAGAUUGAUUCUAAAAUAAAAUGAUUUAGUUCAGAUGAAAAUGAAAUUAUACUAUAAAAGUUUAACAAUUAAUUAAAGUUGAAAUUUAACUUUUUUUAAAAAAAAUUUACUCUAAAUAAAAAUUACAAAAUAUUUAAGUUUAUGAAAAGGUAUAAACUUUUCUGUCCAAAAAAGUAUAAUAAAAAAUAUUAUAACAUUCGAAAUGAAGGUCAAUUAUAUGUACCAAGUUUAUGUAAAAAACAUAUCGAGAUGAAAAUUUCAAAAACUAAAAACCACAUUCAAAGAAACUGCUGAUUGACAAAUAAUGUUUAAUGGCAUGUAUAUAUUUAUAAGAAAUUGCUCGAAUUUGUAAAUAUGAAUGCAGUUCUUGAAUAGCAUUCGUUUUGUCUAAAUCCUCAGACAAAAGGUACUAACGAAAUGAAAAGUAAACAAAUAUCCUAAUCCCAUUUGAAAAGGAGGUUAGCAUUAGAUAAACAAAUUAAGAAUUACGAAUGCAAAACAUAAAGCGAAAAGAUCCUUCAUUGCAAGAAUUAUUUUUCUUACUUAAAAAAAAUCUCUCCUGUUAGUUUAAAAAAAAAUCAAGGAACGAGAUAAAAGAAAUAUUAGAAGGAUGCACGAAAUCUUUCCUUGUAGAUUCCGAAUAUAAACAGCAAGUUAUGUCGCGUGUUGCGAUUAAUUUCUCAAACUGUCUGUGUAAUAAUAGAUAGAUUU